AUCAAAUAACACUUCAAAACUGGCAUACAUCCGCGUCACGGUACUACUGCCGUCUGCAGCUUUCACCCGUUGAAACGUUCACCCAAGUACACAGAAAAUCGAUCGACCUGCCAGACAUGGGUCUCGGGAUGUUCCAGAGGACGGCUUUCGUUGCCUGCAAAAUGUACACAUCUUCUCCAGUGAAGUUGAUCAAUCUGGCGCAACGUUACCAUUGUUCCAGUGCAUUCACACGGCCCGCAAGUAGCGGCACGUUGCAGGUGCCAUGGCGAUACUGCAACGAUCGAUAUUCGACCAAGUAUCUUGCACCAUCCAGUAUCCCUUUCAAAGGUGUUCCUGUGAGAACCUUAUCGAUUGGCGAUUGGCGGUACCUGCAGAAACGUGAUCUUCCGAACGAACAAGAAAGCAUUGCAUCACCGUCAUCAGCUCCGGUGCCGCCGGAAAAGCUUGGCCUUUUUGCACGGUUCAAAAAGAUGUACAAGGAGUACUGGUACGUACUCGUACCAGUGCAUUGUCUAACAUCCGUUAUGUGGUUCGGCGGUUUCUACUAUGCGUCGACCAGUGGCGUUGAUGUGAUCGCAAUCCUCGAAUCGAUGGGUGUAUCCGAGACGCUGAUCAAUCCGGUGCGGGACUCUAGCCUCGGGCACAUCGCCAUCGCUUAUUUGUUGUAUAAAAUAGCGACACCAGCACGGUACACGGUGACAUUAGGUGGAACAACCGUUUCUAUCAAGUAUCUGGAACAGUGGGGAUACAUCAAGCCCAUGCCGAACAAGGCCCAGCUGGUGCAGAUGUAUAAGGACAAGAAGGAGAACAUACAGGAAAGGAUAGCCGAAAAGCGACUCGAUUUCCAGGAGAAAAUGGCAGAGAAGAAGCUCGACAUUCAGGAGAAAAUUGCCGUUAAGAAACAGGAUUUUCAAGACCGAAAGCAGCAAUUGACGGAGAAGAAAAAUACGCUCAUGAAUGACAUAAAAUCGAUCGACACCAGCGUGAAAUCGCCUACGGAACCGGCAGCUAGUAGUGUCACGGAAAGCAAAUAGCAUAGCCUAAAAGGAAAAAGGUGAUGGUUGCCUUCGGUAAUAUAGUUGUUUGUUUUUUUAUUUCCAUUUCCCAAGGAAAUUUGGAUACGUUAGGGCGACUAAGCUAACCUCCCGGCAUGUUGCACUGUCUUGCGUCCGGGGAUCAUGUGCUAAUACACAAUUUGUUAAUGUUCUGUACACCAAUUUGCUAUAACUGAUCCGCAAUAUAAAAUACACUCCGAACAGGCUCUGUUUCGGCAUAAACACAAGUAGAAAACUAAACGCAGGUUUACUGUUGUUGGUAGUCAGAUGAAUUUUUCUUUUUCCUAAGCGCAACACGAGAUCGGGCAACUAAUCCAUAUUGAAGAAAACAAACACUGGUACUUCGCCGUCGGCGUUAUUAUAACGUACGGAUUUUAGUAUGAUCUAUUGUUCAGUGGUUAAAGGUGGGGGUACGGGAGGUUAGGUGGUAAUACAGAGAGACGAACGGUGGAAGUAUGGAAGGGAUUACCAGCAGCCGCUCCCGACCUAGCGCAUCCGGUAAUGGUUCGUCUCGUCCACCUGCGAUAGUUCGCCCUUGAAGUUUAGAUCGACGGUGAAGUCAAGAUCUCGGUUGUUGCGCACGUUCGGCUUCAUCUUGAACGUGCCGUAAAUUUCCUCGCCCUUCUUGACCGUCAAGUAGUCGUCGAAGUAGAA
Messenger RNA from Anopheles coustani, 1709 nucleotides. RefSeq lists its product as uncharacterized. The coding region runs from base 117 to 1034 and encodes 305 amino acids. The transcript is spliced from 4 exons. Gene Ontology annotation, cellular component: mitochondrion. The record is from RefSeq and is a predicted model, not a curated record. NCBI's taxonomy places the organism in Eukaryota, Metazoa, Arthropoda, Insecta, Diptera, Culicidae.